CAGCACUCGGCAAGUCGCUGCCAUCAGGUACGCGCACGGUGUUUUCGGUCUGCAGGUAAUACUUAAAAAAAAACCUGCUUUCAAUUUCUUCUCAAAUAAAUAUAAAAAAAAAGAAAAAAUAGUGCCAAUUUUAAAAACUACCGUUUUUUUUUCUCAUCACUAUUGUGAUUAGUGGAUAUUUUGGAUUAAUCUAUAUUCAACAAUCAGUGUUUUGUUAUAAGUGAAAGUGAAUUAUGAAAUUAUAAUCCAACUUUGAUAUUUUGUUGUGAUAAAAUUCAACCACGUGGCUAACAAUCUAAUUUUCUUUUUUUUUUAAUAAACAAAUUUUUAUUUCUUCGUUUUAAGAAAGACGCUUUAAUAAUCACGUACAUACAAUGUCUGAAACCAAAGACGAGUUGAAUCUUUGAUGAGAUUGCAUUAAACGUUUUUUGAACAGAUCGAGAGUGGAUAAGGAACUAGAAAGAGAAGAGAGAGAGAGAGAGAAAAAAAAAAGAUCCUUGUUACCACUAAGACUGUCGUUUCAAAUAUUCAAGGACUCACAAAAAUUCACCUUCUCAAUAUAUUUUUUUUAAAACCGUUUAAAUUCACUCAUUUCUUUUUUUUAAAAAAAAGCUUUUGUUAUAGCAAAUAAGAUAAUACUUAUCUUGCUGUAACGUGGCACCCACGAGGACAAAGAAAAGCAAGGUGUAUAUUAACACCAUAGAAAUGUGUCCAAAAAUGAGAGAUUAUAUGUUCAGAUAAACAUUCUUAUCAUCCUGAUGAAAAAUCAACAGACGAAGGAAAUUUAUUCCCAGAGAUUUCGAAAGUUCUUUUGCAUAAUAUAUAACUCCGGCCGCACUUUUUUUUUUGGAUCAGUGUCCCGUUAACCUACCUAACGGAAAGCGAGUUGUAAAAAUUUAUAAUGAAUGAAUGAAAAAAUUGAAAUUUAAACGAAAAAUAAUGCUCAAGUGGAUUAAAGUUCGUCAGGAUUUGUCGUCCUCGACAAUUAUUGACAAGAGCAAUGAUGAAACGGAUGUUCAACCAGUUAAGGAAGACGAAGAUGAUAGUGGAAUGGAGAGGGAGGAUUCACCCGCCGUCGAUUUGAGUCUUCUCAAAAAAGACCUGUUCUCCCAGCUGCAGUUUUCGCAAGAAAGCGCUUUACCACCAGACGCUUUACGUCGAGCCCUGGCUGAGAGUUUUCUCGAUCAGCAAAGGUUUCAGCUAGGUUUUAUGGAUGAUGCUGCUGAAUGCUUUGAAAAUAUUUUGUUGCGAAUUCAUUUGCAUAUUGCUAGUGGAGAAGCAGAGGAUAUGUGUAGUGCUCGGCAUUGUGUUCCACAUCAGAAAUUUGCAAUGACACUUGUCGAGCAAAGUGUCUGUGAAGCUUGCGGUGCCACUUCAGAGCCAUUGCCAUUUACACAGAUGGUUCAUUAUGUAUCGGCGUCGGCGUUAACUUCUCAAGCUCGACAAACGCCUCCAGCUUCAAGAUCGAGUCCAGAUUUGUUUGGACAGCUUUUACGUCGAGCUGGAGGAAUGGGCGAUAUUCGCGAUUGUCCGAGCUCUUGUGGUGCUAAAAUUCAAAUAUGUCGAACUUUGAUGAAUCGACCUGAAAUCGUUUCAGUCGGUGUUGUUUGGGACAGCGAACGACCAUCACUUGAUCAUAUAAUGGAUGUUUUUGCCACAGUUGGCACGACUCUUCGAUUAAGUGACGUUUUUCAUAGUGUUGUCGACUCAAGAUGGGGUGCUUCCACUGUACAUAAUCUCGUUGGAGUUGUUACAUAUUAUGGAAAGCAUUAUUCAACUUUCUUCUUUCAUACAAAAUUAAAGGUCUGGAUAUAUUUCGACGACGCGACCGUUAAGGAGAUUGGACCCCGAUGGGAGCAGGUCGUUGAAAAGUGUAGAAGAGGUCGAUAUCAACCGCUUCUAUUGUUGUACGCGACCCCGGGUGGUACGCCUGUCAAUACUGAGAAUGCCCCGAAGACCAUCACUCCAUUUCCCGAUGGAAAUGGACUUAAGACACCACCGAAAAACAAUGUUCGCCGAUCGAUCACUCCAAGUCCAGAAAAACCGGCAAUUAAUAAUACUGCCAGGAGGGCAAUCACUCCCAAUCCUGAUAGUCCAACACACGUUUACACACAACGUCGAAUUUACAGUGAUUAUCAAAAUCUCACUGAUAUUCAAAAUAACAUCUUUGCCAAUCAGAGUGUAGAUGCAGUUGAUGGUGAUAUAGAUGCAAAAUACAUCAGUCGAAGAGCAGUUGAAACUGUGAUGCAACAACAAAAGAAGCAACAAAUGCAAUUAACGCGAAGUCUAAGCGCAGGAUCGGCACCACAGGACGGUAUCAAUAUUCCAGAUCAUCUUAAUGUUCCACGGAGACGGGAUUCGGGAAACUGGUCCGGAGAUCGAAAUAGUGCCUCCUCUAGUUCAUCGACAACAAUGGAGAAUCCUUAUUUAUAUAUAGUCAACAAGGUUCAAAGAAAUUCCGGUGUUCCUAAGAGUCCAACAAGCAAAUCCGGAGAAUUAUCAAGCAGCAGUAGUGGUCACUACGAUGCGGGUUACGAUUCCUAUUCUCUCUCCUCGACUGAUAGCCUUCCACUCCAACAAGGAUUAAAGCACAACCUACAGCUUGCUCAAAUUCCGGAAGGGUACCAACCACAAUCGGGAGAUGAUUGCGAACGUCUCUGUAAGGAGACGGACGCACUUUUAGAUAAGUCUCGAGCUGCCGAAGACGCUGGUGAUCUUGUCACAGCUUCAGUUCUCUGCUCUGCGGCGAGUAGUAAAGCGAGAGCAGCAAUGGAUGCUCCCUACAAUAAUCCCCAAACUAUCAAAAUUGCAAGAAUGAAGCACAAUACUUGCGUCAUGAGAACCAGAAGUUUACACAGGAGAAUGCUGCAGGAACAAGCCAUCGCUAAUGGUGAUAAAGAAGAAGGAGCCCUAGAGGGAAGACAUUCGCGAGAGAACAGCAAAUCUGGCCAGCAUUCGAGGCAGAGUUCACGUGAUAAAGGCAAUCAUUCACGUCAAAAUAGUCGUGAACUUUUGGUAAAUACACCAGCAGUUGUUGAUAAACCAGCUACAAAGAGUAUUGAAAUCUAUGCAACUCUUCCAAAGAAGAAGUCUCCGAGAAAUAAAGGAACAACGACAAAUGUAAUUGAAGACGAGGAAUACAUGCUCUAUGAUCGUCCAACCCAACGAACUGGACUUUUUGGUAGAGUGAAGCGUUGUGAGGAUGAUAAAAAAGACAAAAAACGAGCACGAAGCGAAGAACGUAACAAAAAUUCAAAAGACUUUUCCCUUGUACCCACGCGGCCCUCGCAAUCAUUUAAAAUUACAAAACUUGAGAAAAGCAAAGAGAAUUUAGAAAAUACGAGUAAAAAUCAAACUGGAAGUGAUCAAAAACAAGGAAAGAAGCAGCACAAAAUCAGAAGAAAGUUACUCAUGGGUGGAUUAAUAAAGAGGAAAAACAGAAGCAUGCCAGAUUUAAGGGAGGGACAAGAUGGACCUGUCAAUGGCGCUGGAUCUUCCAAUACAUUACCAAAACAAUCGGUCGAUGAUUCGAGUGUUGGACUCAAGGAUGCAUCACAAUCUCUGAGUGGAUAUCUCUCGGAGGGUCAUCUUGAAUUCUCUGGAAGUGGUAAUGGGAGCAUGGGGAACCCGAAUUUAGAGAGAAGUCGCCUGAUGAGGAAGAGCUUCCACGGCAGUGCUGGUAAAGUUCUGCACGUUGCGAAGGUUCCUCCACCUCCACCCCUCAGGACCACUUCUCAACUUAGCAAGACUAAGUGUUCGUCAGAAGUGCGAAACGAGCAACAAACCGAUAAAUCUCUUUACCCAUUGUCCGACGGACAGGGCAAAACGAAUUCGCCUCAAGAUCAGAGCAACGCUUAUUGGAGUCACAUGAAUUCAAACCAGGCGAAUAGAAACUCUAACUACGCGGAUUAUUCCUCCGAACCGCACUCCCUACCCUUCAUUCCUACAUAUGGUAGUGAAAGUAGCACUUCUCAGAUGAAAUAUAAUAGCAAACCGAGAAUACAAGACGAUGUUGUGCAAUACGCUAAUGGAAUUCUAUUUGAACCAACUUUUGUUGUAACCCGAGCUGAUGUCCAUAACGAACAAAGUCCCGUCAAGCCAGAAUCACUUCCACCUUAUCCCGAAAAUGGCAAUGGAUCUCAUUCGAGACAACCAAGUGAAGAAUUCCCACCUCCACCAUAUCCUUCAAUACCUUCUGUAUCCCACUCAAGGCAAGCCAGUGAAGAUUUUCCACCACCUCCAUCGCCCAUCGAAGAUCAAAAAGACGCCCAAUCCGAAGCUCAACAAAUCAGCAGUCUUCUCGCUCAAUUACAACUCAAAAGAGAUCAAACUCUCGCUGCAGAGACCAAGGACAUGAGAAUUGACUGUCAAGAUGUUGAGGACAAGACUUCCAAUGAGAACUGGCUUAGGGAACUUCAGGCAAAACAAGCCGAAAUGAGAAUAAAGAAACAAACCCUCGUUGAACAAGAUAUUCCAAAACUUCGAUCAGGUAUUCAAGGUGGUACUGUCGCUAGAAGAACUAGCGAUCUAAUGCUCAACAGUAUUGGCUCUUUCGAUCAGGGACGCGAUGUUACCGAUUGCUCAAGAGUUGUCACGUCUUCCGUCAAGGACAUGGCCGCCAAAUUUGAACAAAGCAAGGUGCUGGCACCAAAAGCUGAACAAAAGACCCAUUUCACGAAUGCGGCCACUCCUUCACCCAUUAUGGACAACUCUCCAGAAAUGUUCAAUGCCGAGAAUCCUGUUCAGCCUCAGAUUCACAUACAAAAUCAAAUACCAAAUCACGUCCAAAGUCAAAUGCAAAAUCAAAUUCACAGCCAGAUACAAAAUCAAAUGCAAAAUCAGAUCCCAAUUAAUCAGAAUUAUGAACAAAAUGGUCUGCCUGUUCAAGAAAGUGGACUGAACGCUGCAAUUCUCUCAAUGUCACUAACCUUGCCACACGAGAAUGGACUCCCGAUUGACUAUCCAGAAAAUGAUAUCAGUGAAGUCGCAAUGCAAAACACAAUCCAAAACACGACAAUUUUACCCAAUGAAGAUGAUAUUGCUCCCAGAAAAACGAAACACCGAAUCGGUAAAAAGAAAAGCGUCUCCUUCUGCGAUCAAGUUGUCCUUGUUGCAACAGCCGAAGAUGAUGAGAAAGCAUCCUACAUUCCAAAUCCCAUUUUAGAGAGGGUAUUACGAUCGGCAAUGAAUAAACCCGAAACGGCAAAGGUUCUUCGCGAAAUCAAGACCCUCCAGGAAGCGGAAAUAAAUCGUGAAAAUUCGACCAUGAAAUUCCAACAGCACACUCUGCCUCUCAAAAGUGAGGCUGACAGUAUACCCGCGACUCCCUUCCAGGAUCAACUCAGAAGUGUUAAUCCUCUUCCAAUUGCCGAUGCAAAUAGACCAACUUUCGUCCGACAAAAUUCAAACGAUUCCACAGGAUCAGAAAUCAAGAAUUACGUCUACGAUAGUCAAGAACUUAGAGACUCUUAUCUAAGUCAAAAUGCAAAGAUUCCAACAUCCUAUUCGCCUCAACUUCAACAGCAAAUUAGAUAUUCACAAAGUGGAUAUCCACAAUUCACCCAAACACCAUCUGGCUAUCCACAGACGCAAACUUCUCAUCCUAGAAAUCAAGUUCUUCCUCAACAAAAGCCAGCCAGUCCAUUUACUGUUCAAAUGCACAAUUUCCCACAAAAUGGAAAUCAGAAGAACUCUACAAAAAGUGGCUACCAAUAUUAUCAUCUUGAACAACAACACAAUCAAAUGAACAAACAACUCACGCAACAGGGUCUCAAUCAACGAAUUAUUAAUCAUAAUGCAACUGCAAGUCAUAACGGAAGUCUAAAUGUAAGUCACAAUGGAAGUUUAAAUGGAAGUUUAACUACAAAUCACAAUGGAAGUCUAACAAGUCACAACGGAAGUUUAAAUUCAAAUCAUAAUUCGAGUCCAAUUACAGUUCAACAACAAUUCUAUCCAUCAAAUCAAUCGCCAAAUCCUUAUCAACAAUUUGCAAAUCAAAAUCAAUAUCCUCAUGGUUCAUAUCAGGGAUAUUCUUAUCAAACCUCUCCUCAACAACGUGUUAAUCAACCACUUCCACAAUAUCAACCGCCACCAACUCCAAAUCCCGUUUAUCAACAACAAGUACCACAAAAUGGUUAUCAGCAACAAAGGCUUGACAAUUAUCAAAGAGCACCACAACAAAAAUUUGAGCAACAAAAUGUACUUGCGCCAAAUCAAACUUAUCCAAAUCAAUUGCAAAAUGGACAAAUUCAAUCGAAUAUGAAAUAUCCAACUUAUCAGCAUCCGCCUGCACCGAAAAAUAAAAUUGUUUUUCAAACUGCCGUGAAGAAUACAACAACAGUCACACAAACAACAUCUGUUGUACAACAAAAAACAACAUGUGGAAAAACUUGUCAUCUAUGCGGAAAAAAAAGUGUCGUUCAACCAGCAAUUUAUUGUACUGACUGUGAAUUUUAUAUGUCGCGCUUCCGACCUAAGACUUAAGAAUGCCAUUAUUGCUUUUUGAUAUUUUUUUUUUUUUUUUUUUAUUAAAAAGGCGUGGUACUUAAAAUGUUUAUUUUGUUUCUCAUUAAUAUUUAGCUGAGAUUUUUGUCGAUAUUUUAAUUAUUUAAUUAAUUUUAAGAUACCACGUCAAUGUUUAAUGUACAAAAAAAAAGUAGAUGUAGAUGAAGGUAUAUAAUUAGAAAGAUACCGUGCAGCUUUUAAACAACGUGUAAAUCCUUUUUCUAAAUUUACUGAAAUACUUGAAAUUUCAAAUUAUCUAAAAUUUCAAGAAUUACAGAAUACAUAUAGAAUGUAGAAUUAGAGAAAAUCUAUUUGAUAUAAUCAUAUGGAGAACUGAAAGUAUUGAUCGUAUUUGAAUAUUCUAAGAAAAUAUUGCUGAUUUUAAAGUAUUGAAUUUAAAUAUUGAUGACAGAGAAUUAUUUAUAUUAUAAUUAUUAUAAUUAUUUUUAUUAUUAUUUUUAUAAUUAUUAUUAUUAUUAUUAUCAUCAUCAUCGUUUUGUCUUUUAUGUAUUAAUCAACACACAAUAGUAUUAAUGCAAAGCAAUACAAGAGUAUUGAUUAAAUUAGCUUUAAGCAUAAAAUUGAACAAAUUAUUGAUUCUUUUAAAGUUUUAAGUUUCUAUUGAUUUUAGUCGAUAUUUCAGCCAUAUUUUGACAAUUUAAGUCAUGGCAUUAAAACUAAUUGUAUAUUUAUAAAAAUGUAUUAAUUUGUUAAGAUUUAAGUUUUAUGUACAAAUUCGUAAAAAUCUACGAAUCUUCCAUUUUUCAUCGAUAAAAUAUUUCGUGUACUUAUUAUUAUUAUUAUUAUUAUUAUUAUUAUUAUCGUUACUGUUAAGUUUUUUAUUUCGUGCAAAUGUUUGAAUUGUUCGCGGCAACAAAAAAAGGCGAUAUUUCUAUAUUGUAAAAGACAUUAAUGUCUUAAAUGUGAUACUAGAACUUGCUACUUUAUAUGUUAGAUACUAUAUAUAUAUUCGACGUUAUUGUCAAAAAAAGUUAAUUAGAAUUUACAUAUAUGACGAGUAUUCGUAUUUUGCCAUUCGUAUUUCUCUAUUUUGUCGUUUAUUAAAAAAUUUUACGACUUUCAUUAUUUGAGUGAAAGUUUUAUUUUAUUUUUAUAUAUAUAUUUUUUUUUUUUUUUGAUAAAAUAUUGAGAUUUAUAAUAUAUAAAAUUUCUGGUUGGAAGCGUCGAUAUAGUGAUUUACGAAUGUAAAAUUUGAAUAUUAUAUACUCGUGGAGCGGAAGGAAUAUGAUCUCUAAACAAAACGUAGAGUUUAUUUUAUGUUAAUGUGAGCGUUAAAGUUAAUGCUUUUGUAAUAUGUUGUCAAAUAUUUUCGAUAUGUGCUAGAAUCAUUAUUGUACAAAUUUUCUCAUUUUAUAUUUCAUACGUGAGAGUAUUUUGUUUUAAAAAUACUUUUCUUUCUUGCAAAGCAUAUACAUCAUAUUUGAAAUAAAUCAAUCUCUAAAAAAUAUA
This is a messenger RNA of Leptopilina boulardi, 7974 nucleotides long. RefSeq lists its product as uncharacterized. The coding region runs from base 910 to 6483 and encodes 1857 amino acids. The transcript has 9 exons. The record is from RefSeq and is a predicted model, not a curated record. NCBI's taxonomy places the organism in Eukaryota, Metazoa, Arthropoda, Insecta, Hymenoptera, Figitidae. Gene Ontology annotation, biological process: protein deubiquitination. Gene Ontology annotation, molecular function: cysteine-type deubiquitinase activity.